Messenger RNA from Etheostoma cragini (Arkansas darter), 2839 nucleotides. RefSeq lists its product as uncharacterized. NCBI's taxonomy places the organism in Eukaryota, Metazoa, Chordata, Actinopteri, Perciformes, Percidae. Gene Ontology annotation, molecular function: DNA binding. The transcript is spliced from 2 exons. The record is from RefSeq and is a predicted model, not a curated record. Bases 341 to 2134 code for a protein of 597 amino acids.
GCCCAAUCAACAGCGUGUUUAACAAAGCCAUGGUAACGCAGUUUUCUCGCCAUAUUAUGACUAUUUUUUCAAAAUUGCUUUGCAAAUCAGGUCGUAACACGGGUUACUGUCCGCGACCCCGUUAAAGCCGGGAUAAUGUGUACUUUAUUCGAUCAUUAGAACCACUUUGCUAACGUUUAACGUUAUCAGGCUAUCAAGUUAACGUUAGCCAAAACAGCUAACGUUAAUGCUAAAGUAACUUCAGCUGGAUUACGAUUCACAACCAGACUGAGCCAUAGGCGGCUUUAAAUGUGUUUUCAGACCGUUGUGAAAGUGGAAAAGUGUUCCUACACAGAGGAAGAUGCCCCGCUUGCAGUCAGGUGUUUGGAAGCAUUUCACCCCAGCUAUCAAAGAAGGGAGGGAAACCUUCAUGUGCAACUACUGUUUAAAGACCUACACAAAGAAUGCUACCAAGAUGCAGAUGCAUUUGGACAAAUGCAAGGAGUACUCGGUGGUUUCGCAGCAGUCACCAGGCCCAGAUGGGAGCUCCUCGGCCUCCAUUCCUGUUCCCUCCUUCUCGUUCUUACCAUCUGCCACUCCUGGGGGACAGUUCCUUAUUGAUUCAGUGGAUCAGCGCAGCCAGGCACAUGCUGACGAGUGCCUGGCAAGAGCUGUGUAUGCCACUUCGUCACCCCUCACUCUCACUGACAAUAUUUAUUGGAAGCGAUUUUUUAGCGUGCUCCGGCCUGCUUACUGUCCGCCCACCAGAGAGGUUUUGUCCUCUCACCUCCUGGACUGUGAGUAUGACAGAGUACGAGGCCAGGUCCAUGAGGCCAUAGGGAGAGCGGACUGUGUCACCAUCGUCUGCAGUGGCUGGUCUACUAUGAAAGAAACCGGAACGAUCAUUUAUGUUGUUGCAACCCCUGUACCACUGUUCUACAAACGUGCGACGACAAAGGAGCAGACGUACACAAGCACUGUUAUUGCUGAGGAACUGAAAGAUAUUAUAAAUGAAGUGGGACCACAAAAGGUCUUUGCCGUUGUCACUGACAACGCCCCGGAAAUGAUGGCGGCUUGGGCUAAAGUAGAAGAAGCCUUCCCCCACAUAUCAGCUAUCGGCUGCACGUCGUGUGGCGUCCAGCAGCUCUUCGAUGACACAAUUGCAACGCCGUCUAUGACUGCUCUAUGCAGGAGAGCUGAGCAGGUGGUGAGGUACGUUAAAGAGCGGAAACUACUAGCAGAGGCCUUUAGAUGCUGGCAGACUACAAAUAUAAGAAACCACACUACUAAUGGGACAACCUUGGCACUGCCUAUUAACUCUGGCUGGACUGGUGUGGUUAACAUGUUCAGCAGCCUCCUGCAGGGUCAGAACUCUCUACAAGAGAUGGCCAUCUCACCCACACUGGAUAUCGAAGCAUCCAUCAGCGCCACGGUACAGGAUGCCGCAUUUUGGAAAGGAUUAAGCAGCAGUCGUAAUCUGCUCUACUUGAUUGGGAAUUACAUUGAUUACAUGAAAAGAGAAGACGCCGUACUCUCUGGUGUUGUUGACCUGUUCAGUCAGUUAAGAUACCACAUCGGAGCGUCCCUGUCUGGGUCUGUGCUGCACAGCGCUGAACAGAAAGCCGUCAUGGCAUCGUUAGACAGGUGUCAGGAGUUUUGCGUGAAGCCAAUUCACGCAGCGGCGUACAUGCUGGACCCAAAGCAUGCUGGACAGCAGACACUCUCAGCGGAGCAGAUAAACAGCGCUUACUAUGUGAUUUCCAACCUGUCGCACCAUCUAAAUCUUGAUGAGGGCAAAGUGCUUGGCAGCUUCGCCAGAUUCUCAGCCAAGCAGGGAUUAUGGAAGGGUGCCGGGAUAUGGAGCUCAUGCCAGCACGUGUCCGCAUCCACCUGGUGGAAAGGGCUGUGUUCCUCCGAGCCGCUGUCCGCUGUGGCCUCUGCUAUACUCCAGAUUCCGCCAGCAACAGGUGCUUGUGAGCACCUGCGGUCACGUUUUUGCAAUAUAAAGGGUCAAGGGUCUCUCUCAGCUGACAGGGUGCAAAAACUAGUUGCAUUACAAGCGAAUCUCAACCUUUUAGAGCCAAGUGAUUGUGAGUAUCCUCCGCUGGAGAGUGAGGGAGAGAAGAAGGUGUCAUUUCAAUCUGAGACUCAAUAGUAAGACAUAAUGAAAUAACUAAUGCUAUGUAGAGCCAAGACAUUCUCACUCCCAUCGCGUAAAAUACGGACGCUCGGUCAGGUUCCUUAGGCGUUGUUAUUGACACUAAAAGUGUCCUUUAGCAUCAGAUCUAAACACGCUUUAUCUAAACGCGCUGGGUCAGGACUAUUCUCAUCAAUUUUUACAUAGUUAGGUUUAGGAAUACAUGGUUUGGGGGGGGCUUACAAAAGGUGUCUUUACAUGAUAGGCUGGACAAGAACGGGACAGUUGGGUUUACCAAAAGAGAAAUGCAACAGUAAAGAUUGUGGGUGGGGUUAUAAAAUGCACGUUUCUGUGACACGCGGGACACAAACCCUGGUAUCCUGGCUGGUCUCCAUCUUUAAUACUACGUCUUCUUCACGCUCUGCGGAGCUGCUGCUCUUCCCGCUGCUCAUCGCGUCGCAUCCGACGCUGACGGCCAAUGACCAAGCGUAUUUUACAAGUUGGGAGUAAGAGCGGUUUGGUAGAGCCGACCGUGUGGACUGUGAUUCUCAAUAAAAAAUUUGCCUUACAGGUCAAUAAAGUUCAGACUAUUUAAAAAAAAAAAGCCUAAUGAGUGACUGAAUCUGAUGCCUUUCUGUGUUUUAAUCAUACACAAUGCAUACUCAAGUAGUAUUUUUUUAAAUUAUAGUUUUCAAAUAGUAUCCAUCUACCUUGUACUGACAA